Messenger RNA from Rana temporaria (common frog), 1045 nucleotides. RefSeq lists its product as uncharacterized. The record is from RefSeq and is a predicted model, not a curated record. Lineage: Eukaryota; Metazoa; Chordata; Amphibia; Anura; Ranidae. The coding region runs from base 110 to 1030 and encodes 306 amino acids. The transcript has 7 exons.
CACACAGGAAGGCCACACCAUCCCCCACCAUCAUCAGAAUGAAAACCUUGGGGGUUGUAAUAUCAUUGUUAAAGAAGAGUAUAAAGAGGAGGAUGAGGAGUAUGGAGUGAUGGAGGAGUUUUUAGAAGGACACAAGGAUAUGAUGGAGCCACCGAAUACCAGAAACCCACCAGAGAGAUGUCCCCGUCCUCUGUAUUCCCGGGAUUCCACACAGGGAGGUCACACCAUCCCUCACCAUCAUCAGAGUGGAAACCCGAGAGAUCCUAAAGUUGAUGCUCAAGAGUUUAAAAAGAUGGAUGAACAGUAUAGGGGGGCGAUGAAGGAGUUUUUUGAAGGAGACGUGGAUCUGUAUAAGGUUUUCAUGAUGUGGCCACCUAAUACCAGGAACCCACCAGAGAGAUGUCCCCGUCCUCUGUAUUCCCGGGAUUCCGCACAGGAAGGUCACACCAUCCCCCACCAUCAUCAGAGUGGGAACCUGAGAGAUCCUAAAGUUGAUGCUCAAGAAGAGUUUAAAAGGAUGGAUGAGAAGUAUAAGGCGAUGAAGGAGUUUUUUGAAGGAAACGUGGAUCUGUAUAAGGUUUUCAUGAUGGGGCCACGUAAUACCAGAAACCCACCAGAGAGUUGUUCCCGGGAUUCUACACAGGAAGGUCACACCAUCCCCCACCAUCAUCAGAGUGGAAACCUGAGUGUCCCUACAUUUGAGUUUAACAAAGAGAUAAAAGAGGAGGGUGAUGAGGAUGGGGUGAUGGAGGAGUCAGAGUUUCCAAUUGGACACAAAGAUCUGCACCAGGACACCAUGGUGGAAUCAUCCAACUACAGAGACCCAACAGAGAGACCAAGACAUUCCACACAGGAAGAUCACAACUACGCAAGACUUUAUCAGGGUGAAGAUCUGAUGAACAUGAAAGUUGAAGGUGAAGUAGAAGAGACGUAUGUGAGGGAUGAUCAGCAAUAUACGGAGGAGGCUGGAAUGACGAGGACAUUCAUAGAGGAGGACACUCCUACAGAUAUCAGCACAGGUGACCCAUAAUAUAUUCUUCUCUUA